UUUGACAGUUAGACAUUCGGCUUAUCCUUGCUUACAUGAGUCAGCUUGCUCUUUGUUCUUGGAAUAAGGUAAUUCAACUAUAAAAGCAGCUCUCCAAAUACCCAAACAUUAAUUGCUGGUUUAUUUUAUGUCAGAUGUGUUUCUCUGUAUAGGAUUAAUUUUACAUAAAAAAAUUCUGCAACAGUUUCUUUGGCAUUAAGAGUCUAAUAUUUAGCAGAUGAACAUUUGACUUCUCUUCGAAUAGAUGAGUCAAGUUGCUCUUUUGUCUUGGAAUCAGGUAAUUCGAAUAUAAAAGCAGUUCAAACAUUCAUUUACUUGAGAUAUAGAACAUCAGGAAAGAUGAGGACAGUGUGAAGCCUGGGGUGUCCGAGCUAAUCAAUGUCGGUGUAUCAUUGUUUGUUUUCUCUGUUCCUGCGUGUGUGCCAGUGCUAUGCUGAUUAUAUAUCCCAGGCCUAUAACAUGAUUAGAUAAUAUAUCAUAGUUACCGUAUGUUCUAUCUCACAAGCUGAGGUUUCCUUUAUGAUACCUUUGUUUUAUUUUGUGUGUAUUUAGUUUAAUUGGUAUUGAUUCAUCAUUUUCUUUCAUUACUGUAUUAUAAAUACAUUAAUGUGAACUACAUUUUAUGCAAUAAUCAUUGAUUUAAAAGCAUAAAAAAUACAUGGUUUCUUAAAUAUACUGAACUAUAGAAUUUUUAUCAAAAUCAUGGAAUCCACUGAAAAUGUGUUUCCCUGCCUUAUCUGUGAUGAAAACUUUUCAUCAGGGCCAAGUUUGGAAAAGCAUAUGUUUUUGCACAUUUACUAUGGAACUGGCGAUUUGAAUGAAUAUGCAAACGGUAUGCCUAUCAACAUUAUGGAGAGGCAUUACGGAAAAGAUAUUGCAAGUGUAACUUCUUCACAAAGUGAUGGUGAAAAAAAACUCGAUGUUCCUGCGCAAUGUCAAGAAAGUGGUUCGAUCGAUGAAACUGGUACUGGGAAAAUUGAUGUAACCUAUAUAAAUACUAACAUCAGACCAGGGUCAAAUUUACAAACCAGCAAUGGAGGUAAACGAAUUCUUUGCCAAGAGUGUGGGAAGAACUUCAAAUCAAAGUCACAUUUAAACAGACAUAUGAGAACUCAUACUGGGGAAAAACCUUAUAUAUGUAAACAAUGUGGGAAGUCUUUUUCACAAUUAUCCAAUUUACAAGUGCAUAAGCGAACUCAUACUGGAGAAAAACCUUAUAUUUGUGAGAAAUGUAAAAAGGGCUUUUCACAACAAUCUCAUUUGCAAGUGCAUGAGCGUUCUCACAGCAAAGAAAAGCCUUAUGCUUGUAAACAAUGCGAAAAGCGUUUCUCGUGUAUAUCUGUUUUACGUGUGCAUGAGCGAACACAUACCGGAGAAAAACCUUAUGUUUGUAAACAAUGCGAAAAGCGGUUUUCUUGUUCAUCUGCUUUACUUAGACAUAAACGAAAUCACACUGGAGAGAAACCUUAUAUUUGUAAACAAUGUGGAAAGUGUUUUUCGCGAUUAUCUCAUUUACGGAGGCAUGGAAGAACUCAUACUGGAGAGAAGCCCCAUGUUUGUAAACAAUGUGAAUUGUGUUUUUCAGAUUUAUCCAAUUUAAAAGUACAUGAGCGAAAACACACUGGAGAGAAACCUCAUAUAUGCAGAAAAUGUGGAAAAGAUUUCUUAUUGAAAUCAUAUUUACAAAAACAUAUGAUAAUUCAUACUGGAGAGAAAUAUCAUGAUUGAAAACAAUGGCAUUCAUUUACUUUGAAAGUGAACUCACACUGGAGAGAAACCUUAUAUUUGUAAACAAUGUGGAAAGAAUUUUUACAGUUAUUUCUUUUACGUAGGCAUGAGGUAACUCAUACUGGGGAGAAUCCCCUAUAUGUGGAAAGGUUUUUUCUGCAAAUAUCUAGUUUGCAAAAGCAUGAACGAAUUCAUAAAGAAGAGAGACCCUAUAAUUUUGCACAAUCUGGAAAGAGUUUUUUGCAGUCAUCUCAUUUACAAGUGCAUGCACAAACUCCUACUUGAAAGAAACCCUACGUUUGUAAAGAAUGUGGUAGUAAAUGUUUGCAUGUAUCCAGUUCACAUAGAUAUGAGAGAAUUCAUCGUACUGUAGAGAAGCCAUAUGUUUGUAAAUAAGUGUUAACACCGAUAGAGUCGUUGGAAAAACAUUUACUGACACACACACACGAUACACUCUAUAAGCAUGAAUAAUUAGCAAAGGUGAAAUUGAAUCUAUAGAAUAGUUUUUAAAUUUUUUUAAGAUGAUUCGAAAUCUUUUUGACAUUCGCGUAGAUAAUAUCACCUACUCACAUUUGCGCAUUAAACAGCUCGACCUGUCUAUCUUUUUAAAUAACAUUGUUAGUCCGUCCUCGCUUUGUAAUUUACUAAUAAUUAUUAUAUUUGUAAUCAACAGUUUUUUACAAUAAACGAUGACAUGAAACCUU
Styela clava is the source of this 2432-nucleotide messenger RNA. Its product is annotated as polycomb protein PHO-like. Gene Ontology annotation, molecular function: RNA polymerase II cis-regulatory region sequence-specific DNA binding; DNA-binding transcription repressor activity, RNA polymerase II-specific. The record is from RefSeq and is a predicted model, not a curated record. Gene Ontology annotation, biological process: regulation of cytokine production; regulation of immune system process; negative regulation of transcription by RNA polymerase II. Lineage: Eukaryota; Metazoa; Chordata; Ascidiacea; Stolidobranchia; Styelidae. Gene Ontology annotation, cellular component: nucleus; nucleoplasm.